AUGGCAAUGCAGUGGUCAAUUGUAGAUGAUGGCUUUAUCAUUGGAUUUGUGAUUCAAGAUCACCGCAAUAACGCCCAUAGUAGAAAUUUAAGAUCAGCCGAAGAAGAUGGUGAAGUUUAUAUCAUUGAUGCCAUGAACUUGGGUGGCAGCAACAUGCAAAACAAUAACGAUAGAAGUUUAAGAUCAAGCCAAGAUAGUGUUUUGAUCUUCGAUUCCGUGCAAAACAACUAUGAUCCUUUGAAAAAUUUUGAAAGGUUUAUAAUUGAAGAAAAAACAGAAGAUCCUUGCAGCAUAUGUCUUGAGGAACUUGCAAUUGGAUUAAGAGCAGUUCGCAUACCCCACCCAUGUUCUCAUAUCUUUCAUCACCACUGCAUCAAAAAAUGGCUCGACAUCAAUCGCACUUGUCCUUUGUGUCGCAGGAACAUAUAG
Messenger RNA from Vigna angularis (adzuki bean), 429 nucleotides. Its product is annotated as NEP1-interacting protein-like 1. The transcript has a single exon. Lineage: Eukaryota; Viridiplantae; Streptophyta; Magnoliopsida; Fabales; Fabaceae. The coding region runs from base 1 to 429 and encodes 142 amino acids. The record is from RefSeq and is a predicted model, not a curated record. Gene Ontology annotation, biological process: ubiquitin-dependent protein catabolic process. Gene Ontology annotation, molecular function: ubiquitin protein ligase activity.